AAAAACAGGCCUUAGGUUUCCAGCCUCCCAGGAAAAUUAGCGGCUAACAGGCGCCAGUGCGAUAGACAUAGGGCCACCGCUCACUGCCUCUGCUCGUCGAUUCCUUUCCUUCUCUCAGUAUCAGCUUGGAAUGGAGCUCUGCGGCCCUCUCCGUGGUCUCCCGACGCUUCCCAGCCGCCGCCCCUCCGCCCCCAGUUUCUCUCUUCUCCUCCUUCCCCCUCGCCCGACGUCGGCUCUCUCUUUGAGGAGAUCCCUCGCCUUCCGCUUGACGCGAGGGUGGAAGGCCACGGCUUCGGAGGAGACCUCGACGAGUGUUGUAUCCAAGGAGUUUGGGGCGGAGUCGGACGAGGAGGCGCCGAAGAAGGUGGAAGCGGCUUCUUUUGAAGCGGGUUCUCCGGAGGAAGAAGCUCUUUCCUCUGGAGGCGAGCAGAACGAGGUUACGGAUUUUUUAAGCAAGCUCAAUCUUAAGUUGGACUCUGAAGACACAUACACCAUCUUUAUUUAUGGAGCUGGUGCUGUGGUUGCUCUAUGGAUAUCAUCUGCCAUUGUUUCUGCAAUCGAUUCCCUUCCUUUGUUUCCAAAGGUGAUGGAGAUUGUUGGUCUUGCCUUCACGAUCUGGUUCAGCUCUCGAUAUUUGAUCUUUAAGAAGACCAGGGAUGAGUUGUUUGCAAAAGUUGAUGAUCUUAAGGAGCAGGUUUUAGGGCCUAGUGAUGAUUGAUGCAUUAAAGACCAAGUACAGGCCUUUUUUUCUUUUUUGCAUAUUUGUAUAUUGUUGCAUCCAAGAUUAACUUGGUUCACUCGAGUUCAGUCAAAUGAAUUUAGUGAGAUGUUGAUGGUGAUUGUACCUUCCCAUCUUGGAUAGUGGAUUAUGCUUCUCAGACUAUUAAUCAUGCUUUUCUUAUGGCUUACAUCA
Phoenix dactylifera (date palm) is the source of this 913-nucleotide messenger RNA. Its product is annotated as protein CURVATURE THYLAKOID 1D, chloroplastic-like. The record is from RefSeq and is a predicted model, not a curated record. Gene Ontology annotation, cellular component: thylakoid; chloroplast thylakoid membrane. Lineage: Eukaryota; Viridiplantae; Streptophyta; Magnoliopsida; Arecales; Arecaceae.